Penaeus chinensis is the source of this 2479-nucleotide messenger RNA. RefSeq lists its product as uncharacterized. Gene Ontology annotation, molecular function: N-acetyltransferase activity. The record is from RefSeq and is a predicted model, not a curated record. NCBI's taxonomy places the organism in Eukaryota, Metazoa, Arthropoda, Malacostraca, Decapoda, Penaeidae. The transcript has 6 exons. The coding region runs from base 111 to 926 and encodes 271 amino acids.
UUUGUAAAAGCCCUUCAUCGUACCUCCGCCAACACGUUCAAGAGUCCGGAAGGCGAGUGCCACCGGAGAGCCCAUUCAGAUUUCCCUUCUUGGCCUCUAUCGCAAACAGAAUGGAUGAAGACUCAGCACCGAUUUGCAUUAUACGGCCCUACAGAAAAGGCGACGAGGACACCAUUAGAGACAUAAUGACAGAGGCCACAAUGGAGACAGUUGGGGAUUUCUUCUGGUCCGCUGUCAUGUCGGAGGUCUUCCCGCAGGUUGCUCUCCUUGUUAUUGCAUUUGCUUUCAUUGGACUGGGGAUACCUUUCUAUUUCUGCCUGUUCGGCAUACCAGUUGCAGUGGGUGUGAUAUACGGUGUGAUUUGGUCAGCUCACUUAUUCAAGGCCAUGGAACUCCAUGAAGAUCUGAACAACAUACAGCGAACAUAUAUGGAUGAUCCUGACACUGGAUUCUGGGUUGCUGAAGUGUUGGAAGUCAGCGAGGCCAAUGAACUUGAUUCCCUCGUUAACAAAACUAAAAAGAUUGAAUAUCAAUUUCUUACUGAAGAAGAAUUCCACGUGAGAAAUAUAAACAUCGAUGGCUUCAGGAAGCAUCUGGUUGGGACUGUUGCUAUCACCAAGUCUCAGCGAGGAGGACUCAGGGCUUGGCUGAGACGCAUGGCAGUGAGGAAGGCUUACAGGCGCAGGGGAAUUGCCAUGCAACUCCUGGAGCAGGCCAUCCAGUUCUGCACAGACAGGUGCCAUGAGGGGAUUGAACUCAUCACAACGGAGUGCCACUAUAAGGCACGUGAGCUAUAUUACAAGAGAGGUUUCACAGCAGAGCACACCUAUUACAAGUACUAUUUCAAUGUGCGACAGCCAAUGUACCUCUUCUCAAUGCCUUUGAAGCCCCCCAAAGCAAACCUUGCUGAAGUAUCAACUAUGUAGAGCAUUAUCCUGUCAACGAUUAUGCUUGUUGACACUUUGUCUAGAUUCAUAAUGAGUUGCUCCAUACAUAUUUUGAUCUUCCAAGGGGAAUGACACCAUUUCGGAUAGAAAAUGAAUUUAUGAACAAGAAGGCUUGUUGGGGAUAUCAGAUAGUGCCUUAAGGUUGUUUUGUUGUUAAGUAGUUCCUAGAUUUUCAAUGAGGUAGCAUUCAGGGUGAUAUGCAGUAGAGAUAAAAGCUGUAGAUUUUUUUUUUAGGGGGGGUGGACUAAUCUGUAGAGUUGAGACAUCAUGAAAACAAUGUGAUAAUGGUUUUAAAUAUUGUGAACUAAAUGGUAUGAACUAAACUUGUUUGAUAUGUCUCCAGAGGAACUUGGAAUUAUUUACAACCUUUGUUUGGAUUUUGAUAUUCUUUUGAAGGUCUGUGAUGUGCAAGUUGCACACCAUUUUUUAUAUGUAACUUUUCAUUUCUUAUAUUUGUCUCAUGUAGUCACUGCAUGACUGAAAGAAACAUGUAAUUAUGUAAUUUAAUGCUUAUGUUACAGUUAUUUUUAAAGCUUGUAAAAAUUUUAGCAAUCCUUGAAAUUUAAAUCAGAUUAACUUAUCACAAAUAAACUUUUUUAUAUGUAAUUUUCCUUUACUGGUACUGAAAAUGGAUGAAAUGCUUUAGUGAAAGUUUCUUGUCUAUUCUGGUAGAUUAAUUGUAUGUCAGAUCUAUAUGUAUCAUGAUAAUAUUAAUAAUUUGACCUGUGAAUAAAUAAACCAUCAUGAUAGUCCCAGAAUCUCAUUUUGUGUUCGUGUUCUUUGGUAUGAUUUUAUUAUUGUUAUAGAUGUAUUAUAUAUUGGUGCAGCUCAUUUUUAGGUGACUUACAGGCAAGGGAAUUGGAGUAUAAGAAAGUUAUAUAUUUGACUGAGCUGUUUCCAAGUUGGAAUUAUCUACAUAUUUAUAUAAAUUGGUACAUAGGAUCAAAAAUGUAUAUUAGUUCUGAGCAAGAACUUAAGAAUCUUUUCUGCUUAUACUCAUUUUUUCCUUGUGUGCAUUCCGAGGUUACUUUGUUUCACGUGAUUUUUGCCCGUCUUCUAGUUCAUAAAACAGAAGCAUGGGAUUAGUUUCAUUGAUUUAUUAAGACAUGUAUAAAGGGAUUUAUACCAAGUCUUUUAUAUUUCCACACUGAAGUUUUGUAGUGUUACUUGUAUAUAUUUUUUGUUUUAUUUUUGUAAUGAAUUGUUGUACAUUACUCUUCAUUUCUCUAGGAAUUACAAGGAAAUACAAAGAUGGAACACAAGUUUACACUUUACUGAAUAUACUUUCUUUUAAGAAAGUAUAUUGUAAAUGUGUGAAGUGUAAAUUAUAGUAAAAUGAAAAUUUAACUGGAAGGUUAUUGUCUAAAAUUAGAACAUAGUCGAUGUAUAAUUGUGCUGAAGGACAGUCCCAGUGCCAGUGGUCCAUCUUUUGAGAUACCUUGUCAUAUGCUGUAUUUCCGGAAAUGAAUUUAUAUAUCAUUGUUACAUAUAUUUUUGUAAUAUGAUGCCCACAAAUAAAGGAACACAUUGGU